Molecule: messenger RNA, 3576 nt
Organism: Balaenoptera acutorostrata (minke whale)
Lineage: Eukaryota; Metazoa; Chordata; Mammalia; Artiodactyla; Balaenopteridae
Gene: HES2
Product: hes family bHLH transcription factor 2
Exons: 4
Coding region: 106-597 (163 amino acids)
Biological process (GO): regulation of neurogenesis; regulation of transcription by RNA polymerase II; anterior/posterior pattern specification
Cellular component (GO): nucleus
Molecular function (GO): protein dimerization activity; RNA polymerase II cis-regulatory region sequence-specific DNA binding; DNA-binding transcription factor activity, RNA polymerase II-specific
Source: RefSeq, a predicted model, not a curated record
GCCGCGCAGCAGACCUCUCUGCGGGCCUCGGUCUGCGCUCGGUGUCUGGGCGGGCACAAGUCUCCCACGCGCGGGCCCCGCAGCGGCGCCGCUUUCCCGCCGAGCAUGGGGCUGCCUCGGAGGGCAGGGGACCCGGCGGAGCUGCGCAAGAGCCUGAAGCCACUGCUGGAGAAGCGCCGCCGCGCGCGCAUCAACGAGAGCCUGAGCCAGCUCAAGGGCCUCAUCCUGUCGCUGCUGGGCAGGGAGAGCUCCCGCUUCUCGAAGCUGGAGAAAGCGGACAUCCUGGAAAUGACCGUGCGCUUCCUGCAGGAGCUGCCUGCGUCCUCCUGCCCGACGGCAGCGCCCACGCCCUCCGACAGCUACCGCGAGGGCUACCGAGCCUGCCUGGCGCGCCUGGCCCGCGUGCUACCCGCCUGCCGCGUCCUGGAGCCCGCCGUGAGCGCUCGCCUGCUGGAGCACUUGCGCCGGAGGGCGGCCAGCGCCACCCCCGACGGCGGGCGCGCGGGGGACUCCUGCGGCCCGCCCGGGCCCUCCCCGCCGCCCGCGCCCUCACCACCUGCGCCUCCUCGGGACCCAGGCCUCUGGCGGCCCUGGUAGUCCCCUGGCCGGUCCAUGGGACCCUGCUGACAGCGUGGGACCAGGAAUGCUGGACAGACUGAGGAAGCUCUUGGUGGCGGCUCUCCUUCACACCACCAGGGACCAGCCUGGUACCUACAACCUGGCCAGACCCGGAUGUUUGUGAGCUGUGUGGCAGACUGACCUCCAUGCGGGCUCAGGAAAUAAGAGGAGAGGCCCACUCUCAGCCCCAACUUGGGGUGUCUGGGCUAGAGGUAGAGGGGCAGGUGGCUGCAGGGAGAAGAAGAAGCCUCCCACCCCAGUUGGUGGAAGGGUUCUAGGGCUGGGCCAGCCACUGCUGCCUGAGCAGCCCACACACCUGCCCCAGCGCUGGCACCAGCCCAAGGGCUGGGCCAGGAGCUCACCUGAGCCAGGUGCAGCAACCUGCUCUGACUGGUCACCACUCUCCCAACGCUGCUUGAACCUGCCUUCUCGCCAGCUCAGCUUGGUAACCUCUGGGCACACAGCAGCAAUGGCCCGAGGGGCUCUGAAGGCUGGGGAGUCAUGACCUCCCCUCCUGGGCUCCCUGCCUAAAGCUUCCAAUUAUAGGGACAGGAUGCAGCCAGGGCUCUGUGUCCCGGGGGGUGGGGGCUUCCUUAGGUAGUCUUGGGAAGGAUUUAUUUCCCCAAGCAUUAAGUUAACACCUGUGUACCACACACCAGGCCAGGUGGUCUUGGGGUGUGAAAAAGGGGUGGGACAAGAAUGAGGGUGCCCUGUGGCCUCAAGGAAGCUUGCCACCUUGAAGGGCCCAGGUCCAGCACAGAGCUGGUGCCAGUGUGAGGUGAGCAGGUCCCGUGUCCUGGAGCAGCAGAAAUUCAAGGGAUAACACAGCAGGUUAAGGAACAGGAAUCCCCCUUUCUCUUCUGAACUGCUCUCUGCUACUGUCAGGACAGAUAGCUGGAAGCAACUUGUUCUUAAGACUUUUCUUUCUUUCCCAUGGAAGCCAGAGAGCCUUCAAAGGUCCAGUGGUGGUGGUGGGGUGCUGUGGAUCCCAGCAGUGGGUGCCCAGGAGAAGGCCAGAGCAUCUGUGGCCCACCCUCAGUCGUGUUCCCAGCAUCUCGUGGGGAUUCGCUGAGCGUUUGUGGGAGGUUGCGAGUCCUCCCUCCAGUCCCCGGUCCAACAGCCUGUGCGAGGGACCAGGGCACUAGGGGCAAGAAGAUAGAGCUGUUGGGGGGGUCACUAAAUUGAGCUAUGCCACAUAAACCCAUGAUGACCAUGGCACUGAUUCUGGUGGCAGGAUGUGGGGAAGCGGUGGGCAUUACUGAGGAAGUCAAUGUGAAGACAGCAGGGUGAGCCCACAGCAAGGGGGGCUGUCCUACCGCCUGUCUGGGCCCAGCUGGCUGGACUGCAAGCUCCUGCGGGGCAGGGCCAGGGCUGAGUGUACCACCUUGUCCCCAAGGAACUCGGCACGUGGUGGGUCCUCAAUAAACAUCGUGAGCCAACGAAUGGGUGAUGUGACGGGCCCGCUCCACUGGACCCCGACAGACUGGUUGUUGCCUCAACGCCUAUCCCCAGAGCCCUAAUAUCACUUUGAAAAGCUGCUGCCCCAGAGCAUGAGCUCCCCGGGACAAAUGUGGGGAAGGGUGUGGAGAGUAGGGAGGGCAGUUCCUUGGAAUGCAAGCCUGCUUUCCUGAGCUGCCAGGAGCGAGUGGAGGGGGCACGUAACCCACAAGCCCAUGCUUGCCACGAGAGUUCAAGUUUCUCCCUUGGGUCAAGGACGCCCAUCCAUCGGCACAAACUGGGCCGACUCCCUGUCCCUUUAAAUAAGAGCUUUCAGUAUGGGUUGAAAUUCGGUAAAAACUGACCAACCAGAGGCCCCUCUCCUCCUUUCGACCACUGCUUGCUUCUGAGCCCCAUCUGGGUCCCCAACUCUGUGACUCUCGUUGAUCUGACCCCAAUCAAGCCACAAUACAAGCAGUCAGGGACGGGGCGUGUAGGUAGGCCAGUGACACACAGGGUCAGGCAUUCCGGGGAUCUGAGCUGGCGGCCAGCCAGGCCUUGGCAAGGAGCUGAGACAUGCCUGGGUGGGUGAGGCUCUGGGCCUGAGGUGAGAAGCCAGUUUCCCAGCAGGGACGUGCAAGAGCUGCCUAGAAGGUCUCAGCUGGUCCUCUGAGUUGGGCUUGUGAAAUAGGGACGCCCACAUCCCUCCCCUACAGGGCCCCUGCAGGUGCCUCCCCCUGGCAGCUCCCCAGGUAUUCCCAGAGCCCCGUCUCAUGGCCAAAGGUGAGCCCAGGGCAGAGCGGGCUUCUUCUGCGUGGGAGGGAAGCCGCCUCACUCAGGGGCAUUUAAUGAUCCUUAUAAGGCUCACAGAGUGCCCAGUGAACAGCUCUUGUAAUGUCCUCUCUGUUCUGGUCCCAUGACUCAGUCUAACUCUGUCUGGUUAUCAUGCUUGGUUAGAGGCAAGGCUCCCAUGUCUCAUAAACCAGUGGGUGAAAUCGUCCAAUGACCUAAGCACAGUCAGAGCACUGAGCUGUCGGGGAGACUCAGGCUGGGGCCAGGCCCCACCUGUCCCCCCGCACCAGUUAAUUUGGAGAGGGCAGAUCUCGUUUCCAUGAGGGUUGCCAGGGAGGACUCCCCUAAUAAACAUUUACAAAUUACUCUGCUCCGCCUGUGAAGCCCAGACUCUGAGGAUGAGUGUUCCGCUGGUUUAUCUGGAAUAGGAUCAGAAUGAACAUAGCCUGCGGGGAACGCCUGGAAGAAUCUGUGGCUUUGAAGAAUCCUCGCCACCGUGCUUUGGGGUGACCACGGCACCUGGAGACAGCGGCGGCACGUCCCCAUCGUGCGCAGGCAGCCACCUCCUACUCGAAACGUCAAUAAGCAGCCAUAUUUACUUUUUAUUUAUUAAAAAAAAAUUUUUUUUUUGGCCUUGCCGCAAGGCAUGUGGGAUCUUAGUUCCCCGACCAGGGAUCAAAUCCGUGCCCCUUGCAUCGGCAGUGCAUAGUCUUAACCACUGGACCGCCA